AUGGAAUUUGAGGAAGUCGAUGUCUCGAUUCCAUUGACUGAAGACACAUUCGAGUGGACGGUGCAAAGAUACCCAAUAGUCUUUGUGAACUUUUAUGCUCCAUGGUGCCCAUGGUGUCAGAGAAUGGAGCCCUCGUGGGAAGCAGCAACAAAGGAGGUCCAUGACCGGUAUCCAGAAUCGGAUGGACGAAUACGGAUGGCAAAGGUCGACUGUGUGGCCCAAAACAAGCUCUGCGCGAAGCAUGGCAUCACAGGCUUCCCAUCCAUGCGAAUCUACAGGAAAGGCCAUGAUGAGGUGUACGUUCACGGUGCUAAGGACCAUGAAUCCUACACUGGGCAUCGCACAAAAGAAGCUUUUGUUAAAUUUGUCGAGUCGCUGGUGCCUUCUGCUGGUAACCCGAAUACGAGGCAUGCGAAUCUCAAGAAGGUGUCCAAGCAUUCUGGAUGCAACUUGUCAGGCUUUGUGCUUGUGAAGAAGGUGCCAGGUACCCUCCAUUUCCUAGCAAAGUCUUCUGGCCACUCGUUUGAGCACGAGCAGAUGAACAUGACACACCGCGUUCACCACUUCUACUUUGGUGCAAGGCCCUCUCCAUAUCGAUACCACUUCCUCCAAAAGCUGCAUCCAUUGGGUCUCCAGAAGGACUGGGCAGACAAGCUGCAGGAUGAUAACUUCUUUUCUAUCAAUGCCAUGACGACACACGAGCACUACCUGCAGGCUGUGUUGACCACCAUUGAGGCUGGCUCGGGGUCCACCUUCACCGACUAUGAUGCCUACGAAUACACCGUCCACAGCCACGCCUACAUCUCGGAGACGAUCCCGUCAGCCAAGUUCUCGUACCAGCUGUCGCCCAUACAGAUCGUCGUCAGGGAGAGGCCGAGGCACUGGUACAGGUUCCUGACGUCAACCUGUGCCAUCGUGGGGGGUGUGUUCACAGUGGCAGGCAUUUUCGACUCCGUGGUGUACCAAGGAGUGCAGCUGGCAAAGAAGGCAGAGCUUGGAAAGCUGAGCUGA
Messenger RNA from Ostreobium quekettii, 1011 nucleotides. The record is from the annotation of a GenBank genome assembly. NCBI's taxonomy places the organism in Eukaryota, Viridiplantae, Chlorophyta, Ulvophyceae, Bryopsidales, Ostreobiaceae.